AUGGGGUCAAAUGCUUUCCUCUCCCCGUAUACCAGUGACUCCGUCUCCGAUCUCCUCAUAACCGUCCGCUUCUCCGCUUCAAUCCCCGAUCUCCCACUCGACGUCUCAGCACCAGAGACCACAACUGGCGCAGGACUCAAACAACUAAUUCGCGCAAAGCUCCCACUCACCCUCUCAUCCCAUCGAUUACGUCUGAUCUACGCAGGUCGAGGUCUAGAAGAUACAGCCGCCCUAACAACCUCUCUCAAGCUCCCGCCUUCCCCAUCUAGAACUCCGCGGCCGGCCACAGAAGAUGAAGACGACGGAACAAGUCUAGAGAAAGCGCACAAUGCUUCAGACUCUAAGUCAAGAGAUAAGGGCAAACAACCCGUUCGCGAUCAACGCCCAAGAAUAUAUAUCCACUGCUCCAUAGGCGAUAUCGCGCUUUCGGAUGCGGACCUAGCUGCCGAGGCUGAAAUAGCUACGACACUGCUACAAAGCCAGAAAGAAGAUGAAAAUGUCUCUUCGUUGCUCUCUACUAUAUCUGCAAUUCCGCAUCGUAGCGGCUCCUCGGUCUUUCCGUCUCAAUCUUCGGCCGCGCCUGAAACAACCACUACACCUGCACCCCGCGGUUUUGAUCGUCUCCUAGCGGCUGGCUUUACCGCUGCGGAAGUGACGGCUCUUCGGUCACAGUUUUUGGCUGUGCAGUCUGUUUCUCGGACGCCGGAUACUAUGCCCAGUGGUGAAGAGCUUCGUGAUCUAGAAGAUCGGUGGAUGGACGAGGGCUCAACUGCUGCGGGGAUGAUGGGUGGGGGUGAAGGUGCGGGCACUGGCGACGAUGAUGGGGGGUUGGGCUCUGGAUCGAGGAGUGCUAUGGAUGAUAUGCUUUGGGGUGCGGUUAUGGGCUUCUUUUGGCCUAUUGGCUGUGCGAUGUGGUUGCGAAGGGAGGAGGGUGUUUGGUCUUGGAGAAAGGGGGUUGCGGUUUUCGUCGGGGUUCUUGUUAAUGCAGCUUUUGGGGCCAUGAGGAUUAUGAAUUAG
This is a messenger RNA of Penicillium pulvis, 1017 nucleotides long. RefSeq names its product DSC3 family protein. Lineage: Eukaryota; Fungi; Ascomycota; Eurotiomycetes; Eurotiales; Aspergillaceae. Gene Ontology annotation, cellular component: endoplasmic reticulum; Dsc E3 ubiquitin ligase complex. Gene Ontology annotation, biological process: protein processing. Gene Ontology annotation, molecular function: protein binding. Bases 1 to 1017 code for a protein of 338 amino acids. The transcript has a single exon. The record is from RefSeq and is a predicted model, not a curated record.